CGCCAUUUUGGAUUUAGUGGAGUUUGUGGGUCAAGACUGGGAGAAGUAAACGGCAAACACAAGCAGAACAAUGGGAUCUAAAGGAAAUGCUGAAGUGAAUUAUGUUCAUCAAAAUGCUAUUUUGUGCGAAACGAUCAAGAAGGAGCAAAAAAAUCACAAAUUAUACACCAACUACAGCAUUAACCCGUUUAAGAAAAUGUAUACGCUCACUGGAAAACCGAAUUCUGUGCACGAUUCUGCGGAUGGAGAAGAAGAUGACAAUUUCCUUGAGGUCAUCAAAAAGUCCAAUGAAACACCAGUUAAGAAAUUCAAAUUCCCACAAACAUCAGCUCAAGAAGUUGGAUGGAAUACAGAACCACUGAUUGACAGGUUGUGGAAAGACCGUCUGGAUCAUCCAAUAGUUAAUUCUGAAAUCACCAAGUUUAUGGACAAGAAAUGGAUGGUGAAAGAACAGACAGAAAUUAAUCAAAGCUGAAUGCUACUGUGCAAUCUAUUGUUGAUAUUUUUAAAUUUUGAAACGUUACACGUUUUUUAGCUCAUCUGACCAUUAAAGUGUGGAAACAAAAAUUCUUGUAUUAAUUAGAAAUUAAAAUAUUUUUAGAGGUGCUUUUCUCUUUUUUAUGGCAGCGUCCUUAAAUAAAGGAUAUUGGUUGUAAGCAGUGAAGAAAAUUAUCUGGACUAUCUUUGGUUCCAUUUUAACAAGUGCUUUAAUUUAGAGAAUCCUGAUAUUUUAACAGGCUUAUUAUAUUUAAUAAUUAAAGCAGUCACUAGCUAAACUUAUGCUAAGCAUAAAUAAGUAAAUUAAGACAGUAAUGUAAUUAUUGAAACUAAUAAGUGUAUUUUGUGCAGACAUCAUUGUGGUUUACAGCAAAUCCUUUAAUCUGAUUGGCUAGAUUCUUACUUACUAUUAAUUAGUACAUUGUUGCCAAGAGUCACAGUCAAGAGAGUUGUAAAAAUGAUUUAUUAAAGUUUUUUUUCUUUACAUGAGGUGCGCCCACACAUGCACACAAACUCUACCUCUAUUGUCAUGAUUAUCAUAUUUCAUUAAAUCUUCUCCAUACCAAA
Messenger RNA from Pocillopora verrucosa, 1065 nucleotides. Its product is annotated as protein FAM183B. Gene Ontology annotation, cellular component: ciliary base. The record is from RefSeq and is a predicted model, not a curated record. NCBI's taxonomy places the organism in Eukaryota, Metazoa, Cnidaria, Anthozoa, Scleractinia, Pocilloporidae.